Molecule: messenger RNA, 531 nt
Organism: Lodderomyces beijingensis
Lineage: Eukaryota; Fungi; Ascomycota; Pichiomycetes; Serinales; Debaryomycetaceae
Source: the annotation of a GenBank genome assembly
AUGGCGAUGUUCCCACAGUUUCCCCAGUUCAAGGUGCUCGUCUUCUUGGUGGAUGGGUUGACCAAGGACGCGAUUGCCAAUAUACAGAAGCAGCUCGCUGAUGCUAACCCCGAGUACGACUAUUGCUUUUGCAGCACCACGUACAUCGUCUCAUUGGAGCAGCUCCACCACAGCAUCCACAAUAGCUUGCAAAGUUACACGCUGGACCAGAUGCAAACGCGGACCUUAAAUGCGGAGAUUUUGCUCAACUUGUGCCCUGUUAAUGUGAUCUCAGAAGCACUAAAGCGGUUUGGAAUACUGGAGGCGUGUUCCAGUGCGGUGAUCAUUAAAAUACUAGGCAGGGAGGAGAACACCAUCGAAGUUGAGCGGUUCACCCAGUCUUUGGGCACAGUGGUGCCCAUAACAGACGACGCACUUUACCAAAGAGCGGACAUUGCAAAGUUUAAGAAAGUCUACAAAUUGAAUGACGCUGAAGACCCCCUGGACCUCACACGAUUGGCUAUAGGAGCAAGUAUUUUACGCGGGUGCUAG